Oncorhynchus masou masou (cherry salmon) is the source of this 2936-nucleotide messenger RNA. Its product is annotated as centrosomal protein of 152 kDa-like. Gene Ontology annotation, biological process: centriole replication. Gene Ontology annotation, cellular component: centrosome. The record is from RefSeq and is a predicted model, not a curated record. The transcript has 19 exons. The annotation marks the transcript as partial. Lineage: Eukaryota; Metazoa; Chordata; Actinopteri; Salmoniformes; Salmonidae.
AUGUUUCAUCGUCACAAGAAUGAUCCUCUGUGUGGCGACACCAGACUGGAAUCGUGUGGCUCAGGAGCUGAAGUUGAUGCGUUCCUCACUUCUGUUGAUAACUCCCCCGAGUGGGACAUUUUAGUGAGUCCUGCUCUGGUUGGGGAUAUGCGUCCUAUGAUUGAGGACACGGUGGAAAAUGUGAGGAACAUCCAACAGUCCUUAUGGGAACUCCACAAGCUGCUCACUGACCUGCCUGAUGACAUGCUGGAGGACAGCAGAGACUCCUCCUCUCCUGAGCUGGACUGCUCUGCCUGCAGCAACCCAGACACACGGAACAGAUCACAACAGCCUACGUGGAAUCGCCAACAAACUGAAUGGUCCGAUCACCAAACACCUGCCUCACGUGAAGAAAACUAUGAGAAGGACUAUGACCACGGCUCCUACCAUGAAGAGUACCCCUACGAGGAGGCUGCUGUCGUUGGGCAGAUCAACGGCCAUGCCAACCAUGCCAGUCUCCCCCAACAGGGUCACCCCCAGGCCUGGAACCAGCAAGGACUGACUGAGUACCAGCAUGAAGAGCAGCACUAUGGCCAUGGUGAGGGUUGCACAUACACCAGCGUAGGUACUGAGCAGUCUGCAGCAGCCGGCCCUGAUUUCUCCACGGAGGAAGGGGGGUAUGGAGAUGAGUUGUACCCACGUGGGGCUGUUCUCCCUGGGGUGGAAUACCAGAGAGUAGUGGGGGGCCAUGGGGGCGAGCAGAACUACGCUGGUGAGGAUCAGAACAGCACCAGGAAACAUGUCCAAAAGUUUGACAGUGUGGUAUCAGCAGACUGUUAUAAGGCCAACUACAACCCCUACCAGCCUGCCAUUCAGCCCAAGAUGUUCACCUCCGAGGUCCCCCACCAGCAGCUUGACGACCACUAUGACCAGCUGCAGAGAGACUUCCUGGACUCGGCACAGAGUACUGCAGACACUCAGCAGCUAGCCCAGCUCCAGAUCCUCAACAAGGCCCAGCUGAGACAGAUCGAAGACCUGGAGCAGAAACUGGAGGAUUCAAGGCGCAAUAUGAGAUACUUGGAGCAUCAGUUUGCCAUCGUGAGAGAUGAGAAGGAGGGUCUGGCUGUGAGUCUGAAUGAGUCCUCCAGAGUGAUGGAGGAGGCCAAGGAGAGGGAGGUGCUGCUGCAGACUAGCGUUACGUCUCUGGAGCUGCAGGUUCAGGCCCUUACUGACCGAGAUCACGAGAACACCAAGAAGCAGCGUGUGGCGGAGGCAGCGGUGGACAGCAUGCAGCAGCAGAUGACAGAACUGUGUCGGUCAGACAGUCUGUCGAGACUCCGAGAGCAACACGACAGAGACCUGACCGUGGUCAGAGAGCAGCACGACGCCAAGCUGUUGGCGUUACAGCAGAGACUGGACGCCUGCGAUCAGGCCCUGGAAGAUCAGGCGGAGGUGGUCCAGGGUCUGCGUGAUCAGGUGAGGCAGCAGGAGAGACGGAGAGAGGAGGAGCAGGUGGAGAGAGCAGGAGUCAUCAACACUCUCACACAGCGCCUACAGGAGAGCCAGCAGCAGUGUGCCGAACUGCUACAGACCGGUUCAGUCCAGGAGAUGGGCCAGCUGCAAAUGAAACUACAACAGACUCAGUCAGCCAAGACCAUGAGUGACAACAUGAACAAAGCCUUGCAGGAGGAGUUGUCUGAGUUGAAGGAGCAGAUCUGUCUGUAUGAGUCUGUUGUGAAACACGGAGUCCUCUCUGCCGAGGUGACCGGAGGAGACAUCUGGGAGAACCAGCUGUCUGACUCCUAUGUAGACCUGGGGAUCAAGAAGACUCGCUGUGAGAACGGACGAAUUCACAGCACUCCUCUGUUGGGAGUGUCUGAGCCCAACCCAAAGCUGCCCAGAGAGAAGGAGGACUUGGCUGUGAAGGAGCUCCGGGCAGAGUUACAGCGCUGUCUGGCCAGUCUGAAGGGAAAGAGGCAGAGGAUCAGUCAGCUGCAGGACCAUCUCCGGGACUCACAGGGACAGGUGAACGAGCUACAGACCCAGCUACAGACCCAGCUACAGACCCAGCUCGACCAGGAAAAGACCAGAGACCCAGCAGAAACCAGACCAAUGGACCCACAUCCAGAUGUAGCUUCCCAGAAAGAGCUGUCCAGACUGCAGGAGGACAGGCAGCGCCUACAAGAACGCCUCGAGACUCUGGAGAAGAAGAACGUGGAGCUGAAGCAGAGGGAGGAGAAAGUGAAGGGGGCUAACUCAGAGCUGUGUACCAAGAUGAGAGAGAUGAUUCAGGAACUGGACCAGGAGAAGCAGGAGGCUGCUCAGAGGUAUGAGCGAACCCAGCAGCAGUUCAGAGAUGACGUAGUGAACCGCGUUCGUUCAGAACUCGCCCUGGAACACACAGCUCAGAUAGAUGACAUCACGGCACACCACCAGCUGCAGAUGCAACAGCUACAAGCCAAGCUGUGUGAGGUGAAUGGAGAGAUGGUGGCAGUGCAGGAGUGCUACAUCUCACUCUGCAAGGACAAAGACCGGCUGGAGGAGAAGCUGCAGGGAAGAAUGGAGGAGGAGGAGGAGGAGAAGAAGAAGAAGAGGGAGAAUGAGCUGAAAACUCUAGACGAGAGCAGGACUGCUCUGGAGAAGCUGAGAUCAGACCUGGAGAGCCAACAUCAGGAGAAUGUCACCAAGCUCAGAGCCCUGUGGUCUGAAGAGAAGGACAAGGAGCUCAGACAAGAGCUCCAAACCCAGCUGACCAAGGCCAAGGCAACAUGGACUGAGGAGAAGGAGGAGAUGGACAGGUCCUGGACUCAGAGGCUGGAGGCAGCCGUAGCAGACGCCAGAGGACCGAGACCCACAGAUACCCAGGGGUCUCAGACGGACCUAACUGAGGAGGGGACACCUAGCCCUGAGAGGACCCAGGCUGCUCCAGGCUGCACCAUGGAGGAGCUGGACACCAG